Messenger RNA from Paramecium pentaurelia, 1085 nucleotides. The record is from the annotation of a GenBank genome assembly. NCBI's taxonomy places the organism in Eukaryota, Ciliophora, Oligohymenophorea, Peniculida, Parameciidae.
AUGAUAAUAAAUAUUAGUGAUUUAUUCUUGAGUUUGAUUGGAGGAAUCAUGAUUGGAGUCGCAUGUAGUAUACAUUACAUCACAAAAGGAAGGAUAACUGGAAUUAGUGGUAUUUAUUAUGGUGUAAUUACAUUUAAUUGGGAUGAAUUUUAUUGGAAAUUAUCUAUUCUUACUUCAUUAGUGUUUUCAACUGGACUGAUGUAUUAGAUUUUUGGGUAUUAUAUAACAUUAUUUAUAGAGAUGAGAGCAUUAUGACAAGUUCAUCUUUGGCUUUUAAUGAAAUAUAUUAAAUUACUAGUCUAUCUUACACUAUUGCAGGAAUUAGUGGUUUAUUAAUAGGUUGUGGAGCUAAAUUGUGUAAUGGCUGCACAACAGGUCAUGGAUUUUGUGGUCUUGCAAGGAUAUCUAUACGUUCAUUUGUGGCUUUUGGUUUAUUUAUACUAUUUGGAGUGUUAAGUUGUUUUAUUACUAUGAGUGAGCACAAAGAAGAUGGGGAAGAGAAAUACAAUUAUAAUUAUGUUUCAAUUAUAAUGAUUGGAUUAAGUUUAGUAUUAUUGUCAGCAUCUCUAUUGGGUGCAUAUUUAAACAAAGAAUAAUUAAUUGAUACUAUAGUAGGGAUACCUGUUGGAUUAUUAUUAGGAGUUGGAGUAGUAUUUUCAGGGAUGAUUAAAAGAACAACUAUAUUGAGUUUUCUUUCUUUAUAAUAGUGGAAUCCAUAAUUUUUAUUUGUUAUUUUAGGUGCAAAUAUUGCAUGUUUUUUUGGAUUUAGACUAAUGAAGAAACCUAUUUUUGAUGUAGAAUUUUAAUAUCCUCCAACAAAUAAAGUUACUAAUGUUCUUUUGGUAGGAGCUUCUUUAUUUGGAUUUGGAUGGGGAAUGACUGGUAUUUGUCCUUUAGUUGGAUUAGCUUUGUUUCCUUAAUUUACAUGGUAAAUUGGAUUAAUGUAUUUGGGAUCAGUUUCUAUGGGUAUGAGAAUUGCACAAUGUUAUCUUAAUAAAUAUUAAAAAGUUGAAGAUUAAGUUCUAUAAUAUAAUAGUAAUAAUUUUAUCAUCAAAAAUGACAAUGAAUAAAAUGAUCGAUUUUGA